Zingiber officinale is the source of this 3295-nucleotide messenger RNA. Its product is annotated as probable LRR receptor-like serine/threonine-protein kinase At3g47570. The record is from RefSeq and is a predicted model, not a curated record. The transcript has 2 exons. Lineage: Eukaryota; Viridiplantae; Streptophyta; Magnoliopsida; Zingiberales; Zingiberaceae. The coding region runs from base 33 to 3128 and encodes 1031 amino acids. Gene Ontology annotation, biological process: protein phosphorylation. Gene Ontology annotation, molecular function: protein binding; ATP binding; protein kinase activity.
ACAGUGCAUUCUUUUUGCAAGAAACUCUACCCAUGGGCCAAAUCUUCCAUUUGCAAUCCUCUCUAACCUUCAUCGUGUGGCUCAUCUCCUUAAUUCUUCCAUGGUUGCUAGUCUUCUCUUCACCUCGACAGCUUCUAGAGGCAGAGUCCUCUAACGACCAUCUCGCACUUUCAUCCUUCAAGUCUCUCAUCUCCGAUGAUCCACAUGGAGCGUUGACAUCUUGGGACGACCGAUCACUCCACUUCUGCAGGUGGAGAGGGGUCACUUGCAGCAGCAACAACAACCAAGGUCGUCAACCACGGGUCGUUGCUCUCGACCUGCAAUCCCUCAACUUGGCUGGCUCGUUAUCUCCCUCGAUAGCCAACCUCACUGCUCUCCGACACCUCAGUCUCUCGGACAACAGAUUAGGAGGGGUGAUCCCGGAGUACAAUUCUUUGAUGCACCUUCGACAUGUCAACCUGAGCUCCAAUUUGUUGACGGGGGCAAUCCCCUCGUCAUUAUUCCAGAAUUGUUCAAAUCUCCAAAAUUUCUCCCUUUCCUCUAACAACAUCUAUGGGAAAAUCCCGGCCAACAUUAGCCGAUGUUCACAACUGCAAUUCCUUAGUCUGGCGAGUAAUAUGCUCCGAGGAGACAUACCCCGCAGCCUUGUCUCCCUCUCGCGGCUCCACAGUCUCUUCUUGAAUAACAAUCGUCUCACAGGAGCCAUUCCUCCUGAGAUUGGUAAUCUCUCAAGCUUGACACGGCUUCACUUGAACGUCAACCAACUCAGUGGCACAAUUCCUGCUUCAAUCGGGAACCUCUCCUCUCUCGUUGUGCUUCGACUGGACCAGAAUAAUCUCACAGGUACUAUCCCUUCUUCUAUUGGAAGUCUUGUCAGCCUCACCUUUCUCUUUCUGUAUGACAAUGAUCUCUCCGGGUCCAUCCCAACGGAGAUAGGAGACCUUGCGAACCUGAUCACUCUGUUCUUGGGUGGCAACCAACUUGUUGGAAGAAUUCCUAAGAGUUUGGGGUUGUUGUACAAUUUACAUGCAUUGAUUCUGAGGGGUAAUAUGCUGGAGGCAAAGAAUGCUGCUGAGUGGAGUUUCCUGGAUGCUUUGACCAACUGCACCAAACUUAGAGUGCUGAUCUUGGAGAACAAUAAUUUAGGUGGAACGUUGCCAAAAUCCAUAGCUAAUUUGUCCAGUUUUCUUGAUACUUUGAGGCUCGGUGGCAAUCAUAUAACUGGAGGCAUUCCUGCAGAGAUUGGGAGGCUUGUUAAGUUGACAAGAUUUAAUAUGUCGUCCAACUAUCUCGAUGGUGUCAUCCCCACUGCACUGGGAAGCCUUUCCAAAUUGGUAGACGUAGACUUGAGUCGAAACCACUUUGCUGGAGAAAUACCUGCAACUCUUGGCAAUAUAACUGGACUAACCACUCUUAUUUUGGCUUCCAAUCAACUUAACGGAUCCAUUCCAAACAGUCUUGGGAAGUGUCGGCUAGAGAGACUGAAUCUUGCUGCCAACAGAUUGACUGGAGCAGUGCCCAAAGAGAUUCUCUUAAUUUCUUCACUUUCCAUACUGCUCAAUGUUUCACACAACUCACUGUCAGGACCUCUGCCUCCAGAAAUUGGACACUUGAAUAAUCUUCAAACUAUCGACGUCUCUUACAAUCAACUCACCGGUUACAUUCCUCCCGCCAUUGCUCAAUGUCAACUCCUUCAGAAUCUUUACCUGCAAAUGAAUCUGUUCCAGGGAUCCAUUCCUUCGGAAUUUAACCAAUUGAAAGGGAUUCAAGUUCUGGACGUCUCCAACAACAACUUGUCUGGAAACGUACCGGAUUUUCUUAGGAGCUUUCACAAUAUGACUUAUCUUAACCUCUCCUUCAACAAUUUACAGGGCGAGCUGCCAAGAGAUGGAGUCUUUAGUAACGUUACUGUGUUCUCUGUGGUGGGAAACGAAGGACUUUGUGGUGGUGUUCCAGAGCUCGGUUUGGCACCAUGCUCUAUGGGGAAGAAGCAUUCGUCUUGGAUCCUGGUCGUAGCUAUUUCCAUUGCUGGAGGAAUCUUGUGUAUCAGCUUUCUCAUUGGCUUCCGUACUGCUCGCCAUAGGCGGAGGAGAUCUGCUUCUUUCAACUCGAACAUCAAAGGCCCAUACAGGAAGGUCUCUUUUGCUGAGCUCCAAAAAGCAACGGAUGGAUUCUCACCUGCCAAUCUGGUUGGCCAGGGUAGCUUUGGAUCUGUUUACAAAGGUUUAUCGGAAUGGGAAGAUCAUAAGGAAGUGGCGGUGAAGAUAUUUGACCUUGAACGAAGAGGGGCUCUAAGAAGCUUCACAUCAGAAUGUCAAAUUUUGAGCACUGUCAGACAUCGAAACCUCGUCAAGAUUUUAACAGCGUGCUCAAGUAUAGACUUCCAAGGGAAUGACUUCAAAGCUCUAGUGUUUGAGUUCAUGCCUAACGGAAGCCUGAGCCAGUGGCUACAUCCUGAAGCGAACGAGCAAGGCAGACAGAGAACCUUGAGCCUAGAACAGAGAUUGAAUAUAUCCAUUGAUAUUGCUUCCGUGCUGGAGUAUCUUCACCGCCAUGAUCCAUUCCCUGUUCUCCACUGUGAUCUCAAGCCAGCUAAUGUGCUCCUUGACCACGACAUUGUUGCACACAUUGGUGACUUUGGAUUAGCAAGGUUUCAUAAUGCAAAUGUUAGAACAAGGGUUGAGACAUCGACAACGACAAGUUCACUCAUACUACAAGGAACAAUUGGAUAUGCUGCUCCAGAGUAUGGAUUGGCCAAUGAAGCUUCUGUCCAAGGGGAUGUGUACAGUUAUGGAAUACUUUUGCUGGAGAUGUUUACUGGAAAAUCGCCGAUAAAUGAAGCCUUCAAUGAAGGUAUGAAUCUUCAUAAAUACGUUGAGAUGGCACUUCCUGAACAAGUUGUUGGUAUCAUCGACAGCAAACUAUUAUUUGAAUGGGAAGGAGAAACAAAUCACCUUAAUCUAUCAACAACGGAAUUCAGAAUGAGAGCAAUAGAGAGUGUUAGUUCAGUCCUUAGAGUUGGUAUGCAGUGUUCCAUGGAAUCACCGAAAGAUCGAAUGGAGAUGGAAGUAGUAGUGAGAGAGCUCCAUGACAUUAGGGAUGCAUUUCUGAGGGUAUCUCUUUCAUAACAAAGGUAAAGCUACUGGACUACUAUAUUUAUAGUUGCUAAGGUUCAAUAUCUACUUUCAUCCAAAGGAAAGGAAGCCUUACUUCCAUAUAUUUGAAAAGUGAGUGAUGUAAACUUUCAAUGAUCAUAUUUACAGAUAUUCAGCCAGUACUUGUAUUCCCUAUAGGA